Messenger RNA from Sitophilus oryzae (rice weevil), 419 nucleotides. Its product is annotated as cuticle protein 64-like. NCBI's taxonomy places the organism in Eukaryota, Metazoa, Arthropoda, Insecta, Coleoptera, Curculionidae. Bases 36 to 398 code for a protein of 120 amino acids. The transcript is spliced from 4 exons. The record is from RefSeq and is a predicted model, not a curated record.
UUAUUCUUGCAUUCAAGUAAAUAAACUACGGCAAAAUGUUCAAACUGAUUCUUCUUAUUGUUAUCAUUUCUUAUGCAUCUGCGGGUAUUAUAAAUCUCGAUGAAGGAUAUGGAUAUGGUGGAUACGGUGGAUAUGCUAUAGCUGCCCCAAAAGUUGCUAUUCCAGCACCAGCUAUUGCUAUUAAGGCUGCAGCUACAUCAUACCAAAACAGUAAUCUUUUGUCACUAAACCCAACUCCAAUUGUGACCAAAACUGUAGCUACAGCUCCUGUUUUUACAAAAGUUGCAGCUCCCAUUGCUGUAGCUAAAGUUGCUCCAAUCCCAUAUCCAGCUCCGGCCCUUACUGUUGUUAGUUAUGGAGGCUAUGGACUGGGCGGUUUGGGCUAUGCCAAGUAUUGAAAGGAUUUAACUAUUUUUUUG